Messenger RNA from Condylura cristata (star-nosed mole), 4439 nucleotides. It is a transcript of the gene LRIG2, whose product is annotated as leucine-rich repeats and immunoglobulin-like domains 2. Gene Ontology annotation, molecular function: protein binding. The record is from RefSeq and is a predicted model, not a curated record. NCBI's taxonomy places the organism in Eukaryota, Metazoa, Chordata, Mammalia, Eulipotyphla, Talpidae. Bases 159 to 3356 code for a protein of 1065 amino acids. The transcript has 18 exons.
CCGCCGCGCGGUAUCCGCCCCUCACCUGACUUUACAGCGGAUUGCAGACUGCUGGGGCUUAGGGUGGUGUCGCGGCCGCCAAACGUCCCCGCCGAGCCUCCUUUUCUAGCUGGUGGUUCUUCUCGGCCGGGUCCAGGUGGGGGGGGAGGGGGUGGAAAAUGGCGCCGGCGCCCCAAGGCGUCCGUGAGGAGCCGCAGCUGGAGCGUCGGUGCGGACGGCUUGGUCGGCUCCUGCUCGCCGUCCAGGCCGCCCUCCUCCUGCUGCCGGCCUCCGGGGCAAGCCUCUGCCCCGCGCCUUGCUCCUGCCGCGCCGCUCUGCUGGAUUGCAGUCGCAGGAAAGUGCCCGCCCCGAGCUGGAGGGCGCUGUCGCGCCCGCUGCCCCCCGACGCCACCAGCCUGGAUUUGAGUCAUAAUCGGUUGUCUAACUGGAACAUCAGCUUGGAAUCUCAAACAUUACAAGAAGUGAAAAUGAAUUAUAAUGAGCUAACAGAAAUUCCUUAUUUUGGAGAACUGACAUCUAAUAUUACUGUACUUUCAUUAGUUCAUAAUAUAAUCCCAGAAAUAAAUGCAGAGGUGUUCCAGUUUUACCCUACUCUUGAGAGUUUAGAUCUCAGCUCAAACAUAAUAUCAGAAAUCAAGACAUCUUCAUUUCCUCGAAUGCACCUUAAAUACCUAAAUUUGAGUAAUAAUAGGAUAACUACCUUGGAGGCUGGUUGCUUUGAUAAUUUAUCAAGCUCCUUAUUAGUGGUAAAGUUAAACCGAAACAGAAUUAGCAUGAUUCCACCCAAGAUCUUCAAGCUACCUCACCUUCAAUUCUUGGAACUUAAAAGAAACAGGAUUAAAGUUGUGGAAGGCCUCACAUUCCAAGGACUUGACUCCUUAAGAUCUUUGAAAAUGCAGCGGAAUGGAAUUAGUAAACUUAAGGAUGGAGCUUUUUUUGGCUUGGAUAACAUGGAAGAACUAGAGCUGGAGCAUAAUAACCUCACGGAAGUGAGCAAGGGGUGGCUGUAUGGAUUGCGAAUGUUACAACAACUCUAUGUGAGCCAGAAUGCUGUUGAAAGAAUCAGCCCCGAUGCAUGGGAGUUUUGUCAAAGACUGUCUGAACUUGAUUUAUCUUAUAACCAGUUGACUCGCCUGGAUGAAUCUGCCUUUGUGGGUUUGAGCUUACUGGAGAGAUUGAAUUUAGGGGAUAACAGAAUAACUCACAUAGCUGAUGGUGUAUUCAGGUUUCUUUCCAAUCUUCAGAUACUAAAUUUAAGAAACAAUGAAAUUUCAUGGGCCAUAGAAGAUGCUAGUGAAGCCUUUGCUGGACUCACAAGUCUCACUAAAUUAAUCUUACAAGGAAAUCAGAUUAAGUCAAUUACAAAGAAAGCAUUCAUUGGCCUUGAAUCCCUUGAGCAUCUAGAUUUGAACAACAAUGCCAUAAUGUCUAUCCAGGAAAAUGCUUUUUCUCAGACACGCUUGAAAGAGUUGAUUCUGAACACAAGUAGUUUGCUUUGUGACUGCCAUUUGAAGUGGUUGCUUCAGUGGCUGGUUGAUAACGACUUUCAGCAUUCUGUGAAUGUAAGCUGUGCACACCCUGAGUGGCUGGCAAGACAGAGCAUCCUAAAUGUGGAUCUGAAAGAUUUUGUCUGUGAUGAUUUUCUGAAGCCACAGAUAAGAAGGCACCCUGAAACCACAAUUGCUCUGCGAGGCAUGAAUGUGACCCUGACAUGCACUGCAGUGAGCAGCAGUGAUUCCCCCAUGUCUGCCGUGUGGCGCAAGGACAGUGAAAUCUUAUAUGAUGCUGAGAUUGAGAACUUUGUUCGCUAUCAGCAGCAAGCUGGAGAAGCUCUGGAAUAUACUAGUGUCUUACAUCUUUUUAAUGUGAAUUUCACAGAUGAAGGAAAAUAUCAGUGCAUCGUAACUAAUCACUUUGGUUCUAAUUAUUCUUACAAAGCCAAACUGACUGUGAAUGAAAUGCCAUCUUUUCUGAAAACUCCAAUGGAUCUAACUAUUCGCACUGGUGCCAUGGCCAGACUAGAAUGUGCUGCAGAAGGGCACCCUGCGCCACAGAUCUCCUGGCAGAAAGAUGGCGGCACUGACUUUCCUGCUGCUCGAGAACGGCGCAUGCAUGUCAUGCCCGAGGACGAUGUCUUCUUCAUCGCAAAUGUGAAAAUAGAAGACAUGGGGGUAUACAGCUGCAUGGCCCAAAACACGGCAGGCGGCCUCUCGGCGAACGCCUCUCUCACGGUCUUGGAAACACCUUCAUUUGUCAGACCACUGGAGGACAAGACAGUGACCCGGGGAGAAACUGCAGUGUUACAGUGCAUAGCUGGAGGGAGUCCUGCGCCCCGCCUCAACUGGACCAAAGAUGACGGGCCACUCCUCGUGACAGAACGGCACUUCUUUGCUGCAGCCAACCAGCUUCUCAUCAUUGUGGAUGCUGGGCUGGAAGAUGCUGGAAAAUACACCUGCAUUAUGUCUAACACCCUUGGGACAGAACGCGGUCACAUUUACCUGAAUGUCAUUUCAUCCCAGAAUUGUGACUCUUCCCAGAGUAGCAUUGGGCAUGAAGAUGACGGCUGGACCACGGUUGGCAUUGUCAUCAUUGUUGUGGUCUGCUGUGUUGUGGGCACCUCUUUGAUCUGGGUCAUUGUUAUUUACCACAUGAGAAGGAAAAAUGAAGACUACAGCAUCACAAACACAGAGGAACUUAAUCUGCCUGCAGACAUUCCCAGCUACUUGUCUUCCCAAGGAACUCUGUCUGAGCCCCAGGAAGGCUACAGCAACUCUGAGGCAGGCAGCCAUCAGCAACUUAUGCCUCCUGCCAACGGAUACUUACACAAAGGCCCUGAUGGUGGCGCUGGUACUCGGGUCAUCUGCUCUGACUGUUACGACAACGCUAACAUCUACUCCAGGACCCGAGAAUACUGUCCGUAUACCUAUAUUGCCGAGGAGGAUGUUCUGGAUCAGACUCUGUCUGGCCUUAUGGUCCAGAUGCCUAAAGAGGCAUAUCUGGCACACCCUCCCCAAGAUGCCCCUGCCAUGGAGAAUCUGGUGUCUUCAGCAGAGAGAGAGACGACUGCCUUUCCCACCAACCACGAGAGGAUAAAUGAGAAGAAACUCUCUUCCACACAGAUGAGCAGCGAAACAUUGCAGCGACCUCUGUGGGGCUUGGGCAAAGAGCUCGGUCUGUCUCGUCUUCCCUUCUCCCAGCAGCCAGGCCUGGAGUCGCCGCAGCUCCGUCCGAGUCAGGGCCUAGCAGUGAGUGACCCAGACUGUGCUGCCUCCCCAGUGCCCUGUCACAGGCUGCAUGACCAUACUUUUGAUUUUAGUAGGACUCGGAGCAUUCAAGAUGGUAGCAAGGGCACAUGAAAGUGACUCCUGGAGAAAUCUGGGCAAAGACGCUACUUAAUUAAUGUUGUAUUUACUACCUCAGAGUUCAGAAGAAACCCCAGAGUCAGCAUUUGCUUUACUCUUUGUGAGAUCUGACUAGAAAAAGGUGGGUCAGGCAUUUGCUUGGACCUGAUGAAGAAAGGGUAACAGCUGACAGAAAUGGGGAAACCGACUAAAUGUGUGCAGCACUGGCAGAGGGGGGGCCGGUGCAGAUCUGCCUCCUGGUGCGGCUCCAGGGCUGUGCCAAGUAUGUGGGGUCACCAGGGAGAGUCGUUGCUGCUCAGCACGCUGGUGUCUCAACUCCCAGAGUAACCUGGAGGAAACAUCACUGCUCGAUUUGGCCUUUCAAGAAACAAACAUAACUGUUGCCCUCUGGGAAGUGUGCCUGGAUGCUUCCAUGGGUUUAAAAAUAUAAUUGAGACCGGGGCUUUGAUAUUCAAGGUCUUUGACAAGGAUUCCAGGCUUGACCAACUGUUAACAGGUCAAGGGGUUUUGUAUUCUUGUGAAUAUUUUUUUUUAAUGGUCACUGUCACUUAGGGACCUUACUGUAAAUAGAUGUGCAUUUAUAAAUAAUUUUUGUACUCAUCAACCAUAUGUAUUUGACUGCAAUGUAAAUAUUUUUGAUAUGCCAAAAUUAUCUAUGAUAUUCACUUAAUAUUGACAGCGACUUCUCAGAUCACAGAUUUUGUAUAACUUGGUUUGCUGAGAUCUAAAGGCUUUGUCUAAAGUGUUAAAAAACCGUAUUUGUUAAGCAGUACAUGUUUAAAGGCAGGGUACGUAGUGAUUGCACACAUGGUCUUGGUCUACUUUCUUCACACCUGAAGGCGCAUACAUGUAAUCAUUUGCUGUCUGUAGCUGGGUUCAGCCACCUUUUAAGAAUAAAAAGUCUCAUUCCAAAAAAUAGCAGACUUGUUAUAGGCCAUAUGCACACAGACAGAGGAGAACUGGUUUGGGACUGUCUUUCAGCAAGUACUUAGUUGACAAGGAAACCAAAGAUUGUUUCUUUUUUGUGUUUUAAAAAAUUAUUUUUUUCCUACCAGCCCUCCCUGGUGGCGCAGGGGA